GGUCGGAGGACGGGCGGGGUGGGGGCGCCAUGUGGUUCAUGUACGUGCUGAGCUGGCUGUCGCUCUUCAUCCAAGUGGCCUUCAUCACGCUGGCCGUCGCGGCUGGACUCUAUUACCUGGCAGAAUUGAUAGAAGAAUACACAGUGGCCACCAGCAGGAUCAUAAAAUACAUGAUCUGGUUCUCCACAGCUGUGCUGAUUGGCCUCUACGUCUUUGAGCGCUUCCCCACCAGCAUGAUUGGCGUGGGCCUCUUCACCAACCUCGUCUACUUUGGCCUCCUCCAGACCUUCCCCUUCAUCAUGCUGACCUCGCCUAACUUCAUCCUGUCAUGCGGUCUAGUGGUGGUGAAUCAUUACCUAGCAUUUCAGUUUUUUGCAGAAGAAUAUUAUCCUUUCUCAGAGGUCCUGGCCUAUUUCACUUUCUGCCUGUGGAUAAUCCCGUUUGCGUUCUUUGUGUCACUUUCGGCUGGGGAGAACGUCCUGCCCUCCACCAUGCAGCCAGGAGAUGACGUGGUCUCCAAUUAUUUCACCAAAGGCAAGCGGGGCAAACGCUUAGGGAUCCUGGUUGUCUUCUCCUUCAUCAAAGAGGCCAUUCUGCCCAGUCGUCAGAAGAUAUACUGAACCUCUUGGGAGGGAAUGUGGGGGCAAGAUCAGGAGAGUCAGGCCCCUGGGCCUCAGUGCUAGGUGGGGGCCGGGAGCCUCUAAGGCACCUUCCACCAGCCCUGGCUUUCUUCCCCUUGACUCUGAGGCCUCAUCCCCACCCUCCUCAGGGGUCUCAGCUUGGCUCGGAUCUGACACUGCUAGAGGCUGUAACCUCAGGGGGCACUCCAGAGGGUGGCAGAGCCUGCUUAGCCAGGAGGUUGAGGUCCCCCAGCCCUUCCCUCUCCCUUCCAAGGUGAGUUGGGAGGUUCUGGCUCAGCUGGAGCAGGUAGGGCAGGGUCUAUGAUGCUGGAGAGCAGACAGUGAUAAUUCUCUGGGCAGAUGGCCAUGGCUUGGCACUUCCAAAAGAAAUAGUUUUUGCUGUUGAACUGUGAUUUCUGUCCAAGUGCUGAUUCCCAUUUGAAUAAAGAUUCUAGGUGGCACUGUUUGCCUUAAUA
Galeopterus variegatus (Sunda flying lemur) is the source of this 1096-nucleotide messenger RNA. RefSeq names its product testis expressed 261 (gene TEX261). The transcript is spliced from 6 exons. The coding region runs from base 30 to 620 and encodes 196 amino acids. Gene Ontology annotation, molecular function: COPII receptor activity. NCBI's taxonomy places the organism in Eukaryota, Metazoa, Chordata, Mammalia, Dermoptera, Cynocephalidae. The record is from RefSeq and is a predicted model, not a curated record. Gene Ontology annotation, biological process: endoplasmic reticulum to Golgi vesicle-mediated transport. Gene Ontology annotation, cellular component: Golgi membrane; endoplasmic reticulum membrane; COPII-coated ER to Golgi transport vesicle.